GCUUCUACCUCAUCUGCGUGGCCUCCGUCGUGACGUCAUCCUGAUCAGCGGAAAUAAUUGGUCAAAGCAAGACAGGUAGUUCAGUUUAGUGGGAAGCUCCUAUAAUACCUGUUGUAAGUAAAACUGAUGGGAUCUGUCUCCGAAAAGAAAGAUGGCAUUUCAAGUUAAUACAUAAUAUUUUUUUAUUUUGCCUUUAAAGGACGAUAAAAGAUUAUUAUUGGGAGAAAGAAAUUGGUGCGUGCCAUGUUGUUUCUUCUGUCGAUACUCGCUCAGCUGCUGAGCGGUGGACAUCUGGCCUGCAUGAGGAGCUCGCCCUCCCUACCCCAAGACGACGACGUGUUCGUGGAUGAGGGGAACGCGAAGCUGUUCCUGGGUCGCCACCUGCUGUUCAACCGGUUUGACUUUGAGAUAUUCGUUCCCGGAAAUUUGGAGAGGGAAUGCUACGAGGAAAUCUGCGAUUACGAGGAGGCGAGGGAGGUCUUUGAAAACAUCCCAGCUACAGAUGAUUUUUGGAAAACAUACACAAGCGGUGGAGGCUCAAAUCAGGCCAAAGUUGAUGUGACGGCUCUCUUGGUGGCACUAAUUUCCACAGCGGUAGCUGUCGUUAUCAUCGCCCUCAUAACCUGGUAUUUCUGCCAUAAAAAAUACAAAGGGGGUUUAAGCAGUGCAAGUUCCAUACGAACAAGGCCCAGGAGGAGUAAUGUUUCGCUAAUAAUGCGACGACUGGAGGAGGUGGCUCUGGAACCUGGGCCUCCUCCAACAUCCACACUCUCAAUGGAAAUAGAAGACGCUUCAGGCCUCCCCUCAUAUGAACAGGCAAUCGCAAGAAGUGGCCAGCAUGAUGCCCCGCCUCCUCCAUAUCCUGGAUCAAGACCUGGGACUCUUCGACGGUAGUAUCUUCUGUCUGGACCAUAACAUUCUGCAUUUAGAUGACCAGUUUGUUGUCAGAAUUUAGUCCACGUUGUAUCUGUUUUUUAAUCAACAGGAUUGAAAUCGUGCCUUAUAUUUGUUCUUUUGUUAAAGCUGUUUUUUUUUUCUUUUCUUGCAAACAUUAAAGCACAAACAUACACCAAUAUUUAUCAAAAAAACACAGUUAUUUUUGUCUCAUUUCGUUUUAUUUUUUUCUGUUUUUGACGAUGACUAAAAGAUGUGUUAAGAACCUGUGCCAGAUGUAUUAGUCAAUUUCCCUGGACUACUUCAGUUUUUUAGCCAGUCUAAAAAAACAUUCAAAAUGUUUUUAUACCUUAAUUAACCAUCAAAAUCUAUCAUCUAACCAUUUCUGAGACUAUCCUACAGUACAUUUUCAUUGGAAAAGUGGGAUGAGCUGUAAAGAUUCUGUGUGGGACUUCAUUCUGGGCAGUUUGGAUGCAUGAGUCAAACUAUCGAAGAAGUAAGAAAACGAGCAAAUAUAUUGACGUUAUCUGUUAGCUAAGACCGAAUCCACGUCUUAAUACAGACGAGGUUAUGUAGCAGACAAAAAGACUAUUUCAUUUAAAGAUAAUGGUGGGUAAUAAAAAGAGAACUAUUUGUAAGUGAUUAAAUGAAUAUAUUAUUUUUUUUAUUUUUGGUAUUCUAUCACAUCCAAAACACAUCUAUGUAUUUCUGCUCUUCUUUAAUUGUGUGGUUUUAAUUUCAUCAUAGUACUGGUUUGCUGCUUUUGUCUGAAUGAAAAUGAAGGAGCUAUAAUGUCGCAUUGUCGGCUGCUAGAAUACACCCAGAGCAGUAUAGUUGUUUGGGAAACACUAUGAAGUAACACUCAGGGAGAAUUCAUUAUUGUAUAUUAAGGUAUGUACUUUAUACAUGAACAGUGUGUGUGUGUGUGUUUGUGUGUUUCACAGAUGUUAAAGAAUGAGCCUUUUUUUCCUCUUCAUCUAUUCACCUUUCAGAGAAUCUUCAUGUUAACUUUAAUGCACACAUCCCACUUAAAACGUUUUACAGUAAAGUUUGUGCCAAAUGUUUUACAGUCACAGUCAAGCAACUUCAAAGAAUAUAGAAAAAAAGAUUUGAUUUGCAGCCUAUUGUGUGUAGGACGGUACCACAAUUUGAAACAAAAGCUGGAAAUUGUUAUUAUUUCAUUGUUGUCAUGGUAACACAGAGGUUGGUAAAUUGGAGUCCUCCUUCCUCAUUGACCAAGCUCUGUGUUGCUUCAUGUAACCAAACCCGUCUGAUCUUUGUGCCAACGUUUUAGGACUUUCAGGUUAGGCCCUUUGGAAGUUUUUACAGCUAAAUGAACUCAAGAUUAAAAUUUCUUCAUCUGUGAAAGUGAGCUCAAGUUUAGGACACCCUGAAAUAUGUAUUCAUUUUCAUUUUGUUUGAAAAAACUAUUCUAAAAGGAUGAUAUUUAACAUGAAAUAAAAAAGAAUAUCCUCCUAA
Molecule: messenger RNA, 2373 nt
Organism: Oryzias latipes (Japanese medaka)
Lineage: Eukaryota; Metazoa; Chordata; Actinopteri; Beloniformes; Adrianichthyidae
Gene: prrg4
Product: proline rich Gla (G-carboxyglutamic acid) 4 (transmembrane)
Cellular component (GO): extracellular region; plasma membrane
Molecular function (GO): calcium ion binding
Source: RefSeq, a predicted model, not a curated record